Messenger RNA from Sus scrofa (pig), 2066 nucleotides. It is a transcript of the gene THAP4, whose product is annotated as THAP domain containing 4. The record is from RefSeq and is a predicted model, not a curated record. Lineage: Eukaryota; Metazoa; Chordata; Mammalia; Artiodactyla; Suidae.
GGCGGGAGCCGCGGGGCCGGCUCCCACGUCCCGCAGCCGUGUCGCCGCGCGCCCUCCCCUCGGGGCGGUCCCGCUCGGGGCUCGGCGCGGCGAGGCGAGGGCCGGAGUCUAGCGGCGGCGCGGCGGCCCGAGGCCCGAGAUGGUGAUCUGCUGCGCGGCCGCGAACUGCUCCAACCGGCAGGGCAAGGGGGAGAAGCGCGCCGUCUCCUUCCACAGAUUCCCCCUAAAGGACUCAAAGCGUCUGAUCCAGUGGUUAAAGGCUGUUCAGAGGGAUAACUGGACCCCCACGAAGUACUCUUUCCUCUGCAGUGAACAUUUCACCAAAGACAGCUUCUCCAAGAGGUUGGAGGACCAGCACCGCCUGCUGAAGCCCACGGCCGUGCCCUCCAUCUUCCACCUGGCGGAGAAGAAGAGGGGGGCCGGAGGCCAUGGCCGCAGCAGGAGAAAGGACGCCAGGAAGGCCUCAGGGAGCCUGAGGGCACAGGCAGGUGACGCGGACGGGAAGGCAGCGGCAGGGUCGUCAUCGUCCUCGAGCGAAAACCCGAUGGCCCAGCCAGAGUCCCGCAAGCUGAAGCGGGCAGCGCUGCAGGGCAGGCCGGCCCCCAGGGCUGCCCAGGAAGCCGCCAGCCCUGAGGGUCCGGAGCAGGCCCGGCAGCGCCUGAGGGAACCGGAGGACGGUCCGGCCACAGUGUCUGGCAGCCAGGCAGAAUCGAACGCAUCCGCUGUGGAUGCUGGCGACGAGCGCGCCACCUCCCCCGAUGGGGACGUGGUAGACAAGAGUGGCAUUUCCGUGGAUGACUUUACUCCCCCUGGGUCGGGGGCCUGCAGGUUUAUCGGCUCGCUUCAUUCCUACAGUUUCUCCUCCAAGCACACCCGUGAGAGGCCGUCAGUGCCCCGCGAGCCUGUCGACCGCAAGAGGCCGAAGAGGGACGUGGAGCCUGGCUGCAGUGGGAGCAGCCUGGGGCCCGACAAGGGCCUGGCACAGAGCCCCCCGAGCUCGUCCCUCACGGCCACGCCACAGAAGCCUUCGCAGAGCCCCUCGGCACCCCCAACAGACGUCACCCCAAAGCCGGCGGCCGAGGCUGUGCAGAGCGAGCACAGCGACGCCAGCCCCAUGUCCAUAAACGAAGUCAUCCUGUCGGCGUCAGGGGCCUGCAAGCUCAUCGACUCGCUGCACUCCUACUGCUUCUCCUCCCGCCAGAGCAAGAGCCAGGUGUGCUGCCUGCGCGAGCAGGUGGAGAAGAAGAACGGGGAGCUGAGGACCCUGCGCCAGAGGGUCAGCCGCGCGGACAGCCAGGUGCGCCAGCUGCGGGAGAAGCUGGACCAGCUGCGGAGACUGAGCCUCCCCCACCUGGGCAGCCUGCUGCCCCCCGGCCGCGAGCCCCCCGAGAUGAGCCCCGUGCUGGAGCCGCUGUCCUGGAUGCUGGGCACCUGGCUGUCGGACCCGCCGGGAGCCGGGACUUUUCCAACGCUGCAGCCCUUCCGGUACCUGGAGGAGGCGUGCAUCUCACACACCGGCCAGCCCGUGCUGAGCUUCUCGUUCAACGCCUUCCACCCAGACACGCACAAGCCCCUGCACAGGGAGUGUGGCUUCAUCCGCCUGGAGCCUGACACCAACAAGGUGGCCUUUGUCAGCGCCCAGAACACAGGCAUCGUGGAGGUGGAGGAGGGCGAGGUCAACGGGCAGGAGCUGUGCAUUGCGUCCCACUCCGUCGCCAGAAUGUCCUUCGCCAGGGAGCCCCACGUGGAGCAGAUUACCCGAAAAUUCAGGCUGAAUUCCGAAGGCAAGCUCGAACAGACAGUCUCCAUGGCAACCACUACCCAGCCCAUGACUCAGCACCUGCACGUCACCUACAAGAAGGUGACCCCGUGACCCAGGUAGAGCUUCGUCCCGGGCGGGCCUGGCCUGCGUCGUGACACUUGAGCUCCUCAGCAGAUGCCGUGGCAGGUGUGGGUGUGGCCAGGGUCACCGUGGGUUCAGGAGUGUGGCCACGUGUUCCUGUAAUGGCAUAUAGAAAAACCAAAUAAAAGGCCUUUAUUUUUAUGGCUGAGAAUUUGUAAUAGUA